Molecule: messenger RNA, 599 nt
Organism: Austrofundulus limnaeus
Lineage: Eukaryota; Metazoa; Chordata; Actinopteri; Cyprinodontiformes; Rivulidae
Product: protein MAATS1
Exons: 5
Coding region: 51-497 (148 amino acids)
Source: RefSeq, a predicted model, not a curated record
CAUACCGCUGCUCGCAUGAGAAGUAAAUUAGAAAACCUAAUUUGCUCAAAAUGAGUCAUUCUGCCAAGCGCACAGUCACUAAUAAAAAUAAAGGUCACCCGGUGGCGCGGGAGCGGCUUUAUGACCACUUAUAUGAUCCAACUUACACUGUGUCAUCAGAGACGGAGCACACCAGGGCCUGUCUCAGGGCCAUGAACCAUCGAGGCUUUAGAAAAGUCCCAGAGUUUGCACUGAUGUUUAGUGACCAACCAUAUUAUAAGGUUAAAAUGGACCCUGCAUACCCUGUUCCAUCUUUUUCUGAUUACCAUCGUCGAGGACAASCUGGGCAGCGCAAAGAGGCUCUGCUGCAGCUGGCUGGGGUACCAAAGUCUCACACUCUGCUAAAAACAAAAGAAUGUCAUGUGACUGGAGCUGAUUACUGGAAAUAUUUUAAAAGUCCUUUAACUCCUUUCCAACAUCAGUUUCCACCAAGUCUAAUAGGUGACUUGCCAAGGUAAGUUUCACACAUUCCAUCUGUGUUUUAUUAGUAGUAAAUAUAUUUUCUUUUUUUUUUAUCUUUGUGUGACUUCAGAGAAGACUUCCUAAAAACKGGUGGAGAA